Messenger RNA from Nematostella vectensis (starlet sea anemone), 7003 nucleotides. RefSeq names its product homeodomain-interacting protein kinase 2. Gene Ontology annotation, cellular component: nucleus; cytoplasm. Gene Ontology annotation, molecular function: ATP binding; protein serine/threonine kinase activity; protein tyrosine kinase activity. Gene Ontology annotation, biological process: peptidyl-threonine phosphorylation; peptidyl-serine phosphorylation. Lineage: Eukaryota; Metazoa; Cnidaria; Anthozoa; Actiniaria; Edwardsiidae. The record is from RefSeq and is a predicted model, not a curated record. The transcript has 12 exons. The coding region runs from base 1191 to 4679 and encodes 1162 amino acids.
UCACAACAUCAAACAUGGAGUCGAGCACUUUGUAUCGAAAAAAUACAUAAAAUUUCGUCGAGUUACUACGGCCGCCGUGGAGAAUGGAGGCUCCUUUACAACUUUCCUCAUGUUAGUGACUGUUAUAUCCUACCGUUAGUGGUAGUCAAAGGGCCUUUACGUUGCGUGGUGGUGUGUUCGGUUGGAUUGGAGGACGAUAGCUUGGCUUGGAUUGAAGUUGAACGCGAAGCUCCGCGCUUCAACUUUCGUAACUGGCAUAGGAUCGAAAACACAAGACUGUCGCUGAUUCAUUUGUGUCUUCAAAGCGAGUGUAUCUACACAGGUAUACGGUUUUGUUGCUGCUGGAGUUUGGUUUAUUGAGAAAUACACAGAUCCUUGGCAUUACUCAAAUCAGACUAGCGUCAAGGAACGUAAAAAAGCUGCUGGAAAUAUCUGCGGUUGUUUUCGUGUUGCUUGCCAGUAUUACACUUCCAGUACCGUUGCAUUGUUCUGUCUACAACUUGGAUUACGGCUUCGAACCCGUCAUUUUAUCAGUAAAUUUGGGCGUUUUAAUUUCUACGUUUUUCAUGAUUUUAAGUUUUAGAUUCUUGCGAAAGAGCCUGUCACUGUUCAUUACAGCUAAACACAUGAAGAAUUGAUGAACAUAGCUUAAAUAUUACAUAUGCAAGCAGGACAAAGGACAUAUUCCAAAGAAAAUAGUAGAGGAAACAAAGUACAAGACGGCUUCGGGGUAAACUGAUUUAUCCUCAAGAAUCACCGAGAAUUCCUAGCGUGUUCGAGGCGAUCAAAGCUUCCAUUCGAAGUCUUUUAGUGGUGUAGUUUUCUGUUGUUGAUUCAAAUUUCUCGAGUCUUUGUUGUGCUGGAACAAGUCGCCAAAGUAACCCAAGAUUUUCUUUCAAAAUAUUACUGGAGCCAACAAGAGCAACAUGACUUCUCGAAAGAGCAACAUCUCACUCCUGUGAAGGCAUGCUCGGUCCAAAUACCUGGGUGUAUUUUCGACGUAUGUGAGAGGUCCGGCAGCGUUUCGCGCAACAAGAACUACUAAUUCUAAAAAUUGCCCGACCAUUAUGGCCGGACGAAUCAAGAAAAAUUCUAAGAUUCAAUUUAUGUGUUGCAUUACGGGAAAAUCAUGGGGUCUUCAUGCUAGUUACUGUUCAAAACUACCUAGUAUUACGCUUGAGAUUUAAGUGAUGUUUCUUGAUAACAAAAUGGCCCAAACAGAACUAAUUUCUCAUUCAACAGGAGCAUUUACAAGCUUCAAAUCAAAUCGAGUUCACAAAACUCAAUGUAAAAUCCAAAUAGAUACGAACGUCCUGCGAUGCCUAACGCAAACAUUGUCCGAUACUUAUAAACGCUGUGGAUUGAAAAUCGCUGAAAAUGGAGCGGAGAAUAAUCAUGUUUCGAAUAACAACAGCAAAAACGAACAAACUGGACACAGUAAUAAUGAAGGUGAUUACAAGGUGGUCUUACACGAAGAACUUUGUUCCGCUACAUCAAGGUAUGAAGUUCUCGAAUUCCUUGGUCGUGGGACAUUUGGACAAGUCGUAAAAUGCUGGAAGAAGGGGACUAAUGAAUUAGUCGCCAUCAAAAUUCUCAAGGAUCACCCGUCCUAUGCGAGACAGGGGCAAAUCGAGAUUAGUAUCUUAGCUAAACUGAGCGCGGAGAAUUCCGAAGCCUACAACUUUGUUCGAGCGAUUGAAUGCUUUCAACAUAAGAAUCACACUUGUUUAGUGUUUGAAAUGCUACAGCAGAACCUUUACGAUUAUUUGAAGCAGUCUAAAUUUAAUCCACUGCCGCUGAAGCACAUACGACCAAUUGUACAACAAGUAUUAGUGGCAUUAUCGAAACUACGCACGCUUGGUCUUAUACACGCAGACCUAAAACCCGAGAACAUUAUGUUAGUGGACCCAGACAAGCAACCCUUUCGUGUGAAAGUGAUCGACUUUGGCUCCGCGACUCAUGUAUCUAAAGUUGUGUGUUCCACGUAUCUUCAAAGUCGAUACUACAGGGCCCCAGAAGUUAUUCUUGGCCUGCCAUUUUGUGAGUCGAUAGAUAUGUGGUCACUGGGCUGUGUGAUAGCAGAGUUGUUUCUUGGCUGGCCUUUAUACCCUGGCUCCUCAGAGUUUGAUCAGAUUCGCUACAUAAUUCAAACUCAAGGUUUGCCCUAUGACCAUUUGCUAAAUAACGCAACCAAGACAAGUCGAUUCUUCAAGAAAGCUAUUAAUACCCACACAGGCGUGCUGGAGUGGAAACUAAAGAAUGCAAAUGAGCAUGAAAGGGAAACAAAAAUCCCUUCAAAAGAGGCAAGGAAAUACAUCUUUAAUAGCCUGGAUGAUAUUGCUCAAGUCAAUUUGUCAAGCAGUCUCACUGGGAACGAGAGGAUAGCUGAGAAGAUAGAUAGAUAUGAAUUUGUAUCAUUGCUUAAGCGCAUGCUGACAAUAGACCAAGAGAAGAGAAUCACCCCUGAGGAAGCUCUCAGUCACCAGUUCGUUACCUUGUCCCACCUUGUCGACUUUGCACACUCCAAUGUGUUCAAGUCUUCUGUUAAGAAUAUGGAGAUCUGCUGUCGUAACCGAGUUCUACAUGAACCUGUUUCCUAUGGAGGUCCUGUUGUUGGAUUUCAGCAGACAAGUGGUGCAUCAUAUUUGCCCAUGGGGAUAAAUAGUCAUGAGACCAUGAUGCCGCAAGAGUCACUAGGUUUGGUACAGAGAACAGACCCUUACAUGGCUCGUGUAAAUGUCUCUUUGCCUCCACUACAACCAGUGCCCACUGUACAACCCAGAGCAGAUUUCCUGCCAUCGCACUGCAGUGCCCAAAGAGCAAUUAUCUGUCCAGACAGCAUGUCCCCCCAGAAGCACAUGUUCCCAGCUGCACAGCAACAGCCUACCAUGCCAGUUGUUGUGUCAAUGGGUCUCCCCUCAAUCACUGUGCAGCCAAACACUCUCUAUGCUAAAGUCCCUAGUGCUCCAAUAACGACAUGGCCACCAAAGAGAUUUGGCUCAGACCCAACAUUAUCUGGCCUGCAUCCUCAUUGGCCAGGAGCUAUCGGCAUCGGCUCUGUUCAGCCGAUCAUGACAUCAGCAGAUUCAAUACAAACUAUGGAAAACCCAAGCCGUCCAAUGAAUCCUCCUCCUAUUGGCGCAUGGCGUGGCUCAGAUGACAAUGGCUACAUAUCAGCGGAGCCCAGCCCUGCAUUAUACCACCUGGAAAGGGAUGGCUAUGACCGUCGUCACGGUCGAGGGCAUGGGCAGGAGCCCUACAGGCCCGCGGGCUCAGUUGUGUUUUCCUUGAUGCCAAUCAUGCAACAACAGCCUGCCGUCCCACCCCCGGUGUGGAACGGACCAAGCAUUCCUACCAGCAGUCUAUUUCCAUGGCAACUCCAGCCAGCUCUACAGAAUGCUGGUCACCAUGGUCACGGUGUGGGGCCACAUCGGACCUUGCGCAGGACGGUGUCUUCACCGUGCCGCAAGAGGUUCAAUGAUAGAGGACACUAUUUUGACAUGGUGACCGGCAGUCCUGGCGCGUCCUACCAACAUGAGAUGCCGUGCACGCUCGUCGGUCCAAUCAAGCGGACGUCGUCUCCGAUAGAGAUCCCGGAUAGCCCGUCCUCAUUGAGCGUUAUCUCCAUAUCUAGCUCGAGCGACGAGAUGGAGCCGAACUCUCUAGAGGAGAAUCAGCACAUGGCUGACAAUCCGCCUAUUGAUGAGGACGAGGAGGGAGACCCGAAUGACCAGAGCUUGCGGAGCCUCGAAGACGAAGCAGCAGAGAGCCGCGGACAUGAUGAGCGCUUUGAUGGCUUCGCCGAAGACGAGGAGGAAGCGGACGAGGAAUGCCUCGUAACUUCUUCAUUUUCCGUCGGGAGUGCAAGCCCGGCUCAGAAUGGGUUCGGAAGUAUAUCGGAAGCGUUCGGGAGGCUUUCGGGUUAUGAUAACGAUGAAGUUAACGGCGUGAGCUCGACCACGAAUAAUGGGAUUUCGACGAUGGAUGAGCACACGGGGAUGAUGAGCUACCAGCCGGAGCAGCGAAUCACUAGGCGUAGACAAAGUAACAUGCAGGUGUACAGCUCAGACACGGAGAGCGCCGACGAGAAGGGCGAUGCGAGCGAGGAGAUGAGCGGGCUAAGAGACGGUGGGUUACAGACAUCCAUGGCAGAACAUAUGCACCAUCAAAACCACUACAAGACAUCGAAUGGAGAGCAUCUCUCGCGCUACGAGCACGACACACCCAACAGGAGCCCGACUAAAUCGCGGCCCAACUCACUAGGGCUAUUCAGUCGGCUGACCCAGGCUCUAUCCACGCCUGGUGGAUCUUAUAUCUCGCCCAACGUGCAGUACGCUCCUUCUCAGACCGUGCUGAUAUCAGGCUCAGAUCAGCGUUGUUGCGAUGUGUACCAAGAGCCCCUGUUUUUACUGCCCCCAGGACACGGCCAAAUUCUACCCCAGCCCAUGUACUCGGGGGUACCCGCCGUGAGGCCCCCAAUGCCUUACACGUACGUCACGUCCACGACUACCGGCGCCGCCACAGGGUUCCCGACACCCGGCGCUUAUGUCAGCCCUAGGUUCCAAACCCCCGCCAUGCUGGGACCAUUAAAGACGUAUAAUGUGAUGCCGAAUGCCGGUCCAUACGGUCAGUAUGUAAUCAACAGCAGUCCCUCAAGGCCUAGGAUGUAUUAUCAGUGAGUAUAGCUAUGUAGAAAUACCGCGUGCGCUGAUAGUAGUCCCUCAAGGCCUAGGAUGUAUUAUCAGUGAGUAUAGCUAUGUAGAAAUACCGCGUGCACUGAUAGCAGUCUAUCAAGGCCUAGGAUGUAUUAUCAGUGAGUAUAGCUAUGUAGAAAUACCGCGUGCACUGAUAGCAGUCUAUCAAGGCCUAGGAUGUAUUAUCAGUGAGUAUAGCUAUGUAGAAAUACCGCGUUCGCUUAUGAUAGCGGUAUUAACGAAGGGAUUUGUUUUCAUGUAUUUCGCGGAGAAAAUCACAGACUCGAUUUGCAAACGUCUAUGAAUUUCUCCGCUUUUUAUAACUUUGGGUCUAUAGAGGAAUCGUAUGUCUCAUCCGGGAAUCUUAGAGCUCAUCCGGGAAUCUUAGAGCUCAUCCGGGAAUCUUAGAGCUCAUCUUAGGGUUUAUCCGGUAUUUUUAGGGUUCUUCCGGGAACCUCAGGGGUCAAUCGGUAAUUUUAGGAUACAUCCGGGGAUGUCAGGGAUAAUCCGGGGACCUUAGGGAUUAGCCGGGAACCUCGGGGCUCAUCCAGUUAUUUUAGGAUUUAUCCGGGGAUUUUGGGGCUCAUUCAGGAACAUUACGAGUUAGCCGGGAACCUCGAGCUCAGAAAGUGGCUUCAUGAGAGUAAGCCAUUGAGCUUUUGAUCGCUUUUGACUGCCGAGCCGAGAAAGGCUUGGAGAUGUAGUACUGACAGAUUUUUAAAUCAGUUUCUGCUUUAGAAACGUUAUUAAAUUUAUACAGUUUUCCAUAGCAGCGUUACCAUUGGCUCAUUGCCACGAUUGUCCUUAGAGCUAUGGCCUUAGCAGAUAUCACGUGAUCGUUACACGGACGUCUUUUUAUAAGUGAAUUUUCAUUAUUAAAUUGUAAAGGUUGUAGACAACUUCAAAGGGAUGAUCCAGCAAUGGCGUUUUUUGUAAUCAGGGAGCUAUAGUUUUAAACAUAAAAUCAUAAAUUAUUAUAUUAUCAUCACAUAUAAGAAGAAUAAUGGUGGGUGUGGUAUGGUUUUGGUCGUCUCCCAUUUGAAUUUGACAGUGUUAGAAAAGGGGCACCGGCUGCUAAGGGCGAGCCAAAAAGUGGCUUUGUUAACCACGCUUCGGCAAGAAUUGUUGGACAGGUUUUAUGUCCGACUGGGUAAUUAUAACAAUCUUAUAAAAAUUUAACUUAUUUCUAUUUGCUUAUCUUGGGCCAGACGAGCUAUACUCAUCGUCUGUGGCCGGAUUCAUGUUUAGACGAUAUCGAUAUCGAACUAUUGAAAACAUUACUUUAAUUCUUCUACGUUAUUUUAAUUGUCGCUGUGAUGUGUUUGAGGUUUAUAAUUGUGUGGAAUUGUCCAGUUAUAGUGCGGCAUGAGUUUUCUCAUGUAACACUUUUUAUUGAGGCUGAUCAGAUUAUAUGAACGCCUUAUAUUUAAGUCAUUUUCGAGGAGACUUAAACUUGUUGUUUGUUUUAGUGCAAUGUUCACUGCCUCGUUUAGACGCAGGUUGUGGUUAAGUGUUUUAUGAAUUUGUGCUUCGUUCAAAUUUAGCUGCAAAUAUAUUUGAGUAUGAUUUUGGCAUUUGUUGGAUGCCUCUCAAAGGUUUUGAGGUGUAUUAAUCGUUUCAAUCCGCGUGAACUAGGCAUGUGAUGAAGUUUAAAGAGACUCAGGCGGCCCCUCUUUCCUUAUUGUUUACCUUCGCAUUUUUACAGAUACAAUUACAAAAUAACCAUCCUAAAAUAGCUUAAUCUCUGGCUUAACAAAAUUAAUUCCGAAGUGAUUUUAAUGGCUUUUUUCUCUAUAGCUUCUAGGUUAACAAAAUAGCGGCCAAAUAGCGUCAAAGUCCCUUUAACCGUGUUAUCAUAUCAACCUUAAAUGUAUCAGGUGAAUUUGUAGUCCAUGAAAGGGUGUGCCUAGUUUGCGCACACCCGGUUGGAUUAAGAUUAUUGUAGAGUUACAUAUUUAGAGUGUCUUACGGGUGUUUUCAUAAUACGGGUAUAGCGCACAGUUAUAAUAAUAUCACGAAUUUGACACCAAAUAAUGUUUUUCUUCUUUAUUAGGUAUCAUAUGUUUGUCAUUACAGAUAUUCAUGAAUGUAUUUGCUUCUUAAGAUAACUUUUGAUCAUGGUGCUAGUACUCGGGGUCUAUUUUAUUUAAUAUUAUCUAAUUUAUCUUUAGGAGCAAGCUUACAAAGGUAUAUUUUAUAAUGCUUAGGGCAGGUUGUGAUUUGGGCGUAGAUGAGUGAUCAAUUUGUAAAUAAAAUUUGAUGUAAAUCCCAAGCUAUAUGGGCUUGUUAAUAAACGCAUUCUUACGUCC